AUGGGUCGAGAAAGCAGGAAGCUGGCGCUUCCGGCCAUUGGGAAACAUGCCAAAGCACGCCACAAUAAGAUGGACAGGAUGGCUCAGGCUGAUCCUUCAAUCUACUCCACGUUGAAUGCCCUCAAGCAAGCGCCUGCGCCCAAGUUGAAGCAUAAGAGCUACUUUGAGAUAGCUGAAAAUGCCGACAAGAAGGACAAGAUCCUCGAGACCCAGACUACAGCCAAGCGAACACCACCACCCGGCUAUGAGUUCAUAGCGCUGGGCAACCCGGAACUCACACAAAUGUGCAAAGAUAUUUCGCGCGAGCAAGACGCCAUGAUCUUCAUCGUUUCAGAAUCUACAGACGAAUCUGUACACAGUCAUACCCAUCGACUGGGCUACCAUUUCCGUGAGCGCAUUGUGGACCAGGCUCGAGAUAGCCUUACAGCGAGUGGCGUGAUCAUGCCGCAGAAGAUUGCCUCGGGACGCCCUGAGAGCAUACCCAAGGACCGCAAUCAGAUCCUUAAAGAGGCUGAUGCUGUCCUCAGAGAUCUGUUUCCGCGGAUUCCAAAUUCCAACCGAAUCGACAUCCUGCGUCACUCUUUUGACAAGGAUAACAAAUUUUUCAAUGGCAGGGAGAAGGUUGGCAUGGCUGGAGAUUUGCCGCUCUCCCGGCGAGUUCAACUAGCUGCCCUCUCUCAUAUCAGACAUACCAUGACAAGAUAUGAUGAUCUCUUGAGGGAAGGCCAGAAGUGGGAGAAUGCUCGAAAAGCUGUGGAGCAGCCAUGUUUGGACAUCAUCGUCAAGUGGCGGGGCGAUGAGGAAACCGGCCGUGACCAGCUUGAUGAGAUUCUUCGAGAGGUCAUUGAAAUAUCCGACGAUGAGGAUUCGGAUGAAGACAGCACCGAAGAAGAGCAAGUACCCGCAGCCGCCAGGCUUGCAGUUCCAUCGGACCCAGGACCUAAUGCGGCUGAAGCGCAUGCCCUGGCACAGAAUCCCCCAGCGCCCUCUAGGGCCAGCUCCGCCCGGAGCCCGCGACAUCAGCCUUUGGUUAUCUCUUUGGUGUCGCCUGCGCCUCCCAGAAAGUUGACUAGAAAGGAACGAAAAGCGGCCAGGCAGACCCAACAGAGAUUCAAACGGUAUGAGCAGGUGGCGGAAACAUUUAGGCGUGUUCCUGGAUCCCCAAGGUCUCCGAGAGAUAAGUAUGCGAGCGGAAGCUUGCCUGAGAUGGCUACCGUGUCUGUACCCAGAAACCUGGAGUAUGUUCGUGAACCGGAACGAACCGUGCCUCAGUCUGCUGCUCCCACACUAUCGGGAUCGUAUACACGCCAGGAUGUGCCGCCUAUUGCUUCCAGGUCUCGUGGGCAGUCACCAAUUUUGGUCCGAGUCGCGGACAGCAACAUGCCCAAAGUUGGGCAAGCGGCUAACCGUCUCGAUUACAGUCCUCAUGCUAUGUCUCCAGUCAGGAGCCAAUUCCAGGAUUUGCUGGUCCGAUCCAUCGAACCUCACUCGCCCGGUGCAUCUCAAAUUCGCGACCGUGCGACCUCGUAUCCUUUCCACCCGGAGAUGGGUAGAGUUGCUGAGGCGCCUCGUGUUGUUGAUCGUUCUGUAGUCCCACGCCCGGAUGGUCCCACAGCCUCUACCGUUUUUUUGGGUCCGGAAGAGUUGCCAUCAAGCCGCCGACAGGUUAGUACACGAUUCACAGAGCAACCGGAGUUAUUCUCUGGUGCAGGAUUCAUUCAAGUUCAUCGCGAACCGAGUCGCCGCGUGCCGAGUCAAGCUCGGCCAGAUGGUCUGGCCAUCAGCCACGCAAUUCCAGUCACCAGAUCCUUUGAGCGGAGGUCUCGAUCUCCGAUCUCUCACCCCCAAGCCGGAGCAUAUAGAGAUGCCGGACGAGUGCUUUAUAGAUCGAGACCAACUACAGUCUACGUGGAUGAACCUAGGUCGAACGGGCGGGACGAGUUUGCUCUUAGUUCGAGAGACCAUCCAAUCGUGCUUGAUGAUCUAAACCCAAGGGCAACAAAUAGAUCAACUGACGCUCACCGAUCCUUGCAAGACAUGGAAUAUGACCCACGACAACCAGGAGAAGUUGAUUUUCUCCGCCGGGUCCCGGUUCGCGAGCCAGACAGACGCCUUGAUCGGCCAGCAGUCACUUACACCGACGUUUACGACUCGAGGCCAACUCGUGUCCUUCAACAACCGGCAGAACCCCCACACUCGCACCUUAUUCCAGUCAGAUCGCACAUUGGACAUCAUCCCGAGCCUUUACCGUAUGGUGCCGAUGUCUUUCGACCGGCACAUACAAGUCGUCCAUUUCUAGACUCUGCAAGCCAUCAUGCCAUUCGUGGCAGUGCCGUCGACGCAUAUGUCCCGGUUGAGAGAGUUCUGCCUCCACAGGCCAGGCAUGAACCGCACUACCCGGACGAGCUGGCGUACGGCUAUCAGAGACCCCAAGAACGUAUCAUCGUUCGCGACCCGGGUCGCGAUCAAGCAUUUAUUCAACAACCGCCUCCCGGCCCAGACUACACCUAUCGGCCUGUACCUAAUCACUACUGA
This is a messenger RNA of Pestalotiopsis fici W106-1, 2535 nucleotides long. RefSeq lists its product as uncharacterized. The record is from RefSeq and is a predicted model, not a curated record. The transcript is spliced from 4 exons. Bases 1 to 2535 code for a protein of 844 amino acids. NCBI's taxonomy places the organism in Eukaryota, Fungi, Ascomycota, Sordariomycetes, Amphisphaeriales, Sporocadaceae.